Messenger RNA from Myxocyprinus asiaticus (Chinese sucker), 668 nucleotides. RefSeq names its product histone H3-like. The record is from RefSeq and is a predicted model, not a curated record. Gene Ontology annotation, cellular component: nucleosome. The transcript has a single exon. The coding region runs from base 183 to 593 and encodes 136 amino acids. Lineage: Eukaryota; Metazoa; Chordata; Actinopteri; Cypriniformes; Catostomidae. Gene Ontology annotation, molecular function: protein heterodimerization activity; structural constituent of chromatin; DNA binding.
UGUUUGAAAAGACGCGCCGCACAGUCAUUGGCCAACUGUCAUGCGUACACGUCCACAUCAGCCAAUCACACGCCUCUAAACCCUCACCACACUGCGCGCGUGAUCGUCCUCGGCUUUAAAAAGCAGCGGUGUAACGCUGAUCUUCAUUUUCUGUGUUGAACGGAGAAGUGAAUCUCGUCAUCAUGGCAAGAACCAAACAGACCGCUCGUAAGUCCACCGGUGGAAAAGCCCCGAGGAAGCAGCUCGCUACUAAAGCCGCCCGUAAAAGCGCCCCCGCCACCGGUGGCGUCAAGAAGCCUCAUCGUUACAGGCCCGGUACCGUGGCGCUGAGAGAGAUCCGCCGUUAUCAGAAGUCCACUGAACUGCUGAUUCGCAAACUGCCUUUCCAGCGUCUGGUGAGAGAAAUCGCUCAGGAUUUCAAGACGGAUCUGCGCUUCCAGAGCUCCGCCGUCAUGGCCCUGCAGGAGUCCAGCGAGGCUUAUUUGGUCGGUCUGUUCGAGGACACCAACUUGUGUGCCAUCCAUGCCAAGAGGGUCACCAUCAUGCCCAAAGACAUUCAGCUGGCACGCCGCAUUCGUGGAGAGCGCGCUUAAAUCCACAGCGGCGUCAUUCACAUCAACACCAAAGGCUCUUUUAAGAGCCACUUCAGUUACACUCAACGAGUCUAU